AAAUUAUCAAUAAUAUAGUUAAACGGUGCAUUGAAGUAACAAUCAAAUUCAAAGCAAAAAGCAAAUAUACAAACAGUAUAAUAUAAUAUAUACAACAGGGAUAAGGUUUAUCUUUAAAAUCGAAUAACCAUUUUAGAAAAUAUUCAUCAAAUGCUCCAAGAAAAUUAGAAUCCUUAAUAGUUAAAUGAUGAUAAAUAAAUGCUGAUUCAUUCCAUGGCUAAAUUAUUAGAGCAUAUUUAUAAAAACAAAGAGCAUUAAGAAGAAAUAUUUUAUAGCUUCCUUGAAGAUGACCUCCAAAAACUGCUUUAAAAUAUGGAAGAUUCAAAUAUAAAGUUAAGGAAAGUAUCAGCUAGAUUCUUGUGUGAGUUGCUACACAAUAGUGUAGAAAAUUAGCACCGCUUUUGUAAUUUACUUGAUAUAACCACAAUAAGUGGAGGAAUUUGCAUUAAUUAGAUUCCUUCUAGUUUUGUUGAUAUACUGAGAUAAAAUCCAACUUUGUUUGACAUAGUUUAGAGCAAAUAAAAUUUUAUUCAAGAAAAUAUGAAAGAGUAGCCAAACAGCGAGCGUCCUCUUUGCUGGUAUAUAACUCUUCAGCAACUAUAUACACAAGAUGUUGAACCUUAAUUUUUCUACAAAAAGAAUAACUAGUAGAUAGAUGAUAUAAUUAACGACUUUUUAGAUCCUGAAACAACUAUUUUUGGAAUUUCAAUUUUUAAUAACUAAUGCCCACCACCAUCAAGCAGUUCGAGAAAUAGCUUUUGUGCAAAUAACUUGCUCGAAGAUAAUUCAGUUAACUAAAUAACUCCUCUCCCUCAUUCUAACUCAACUAAAAAUAUGUCUAACCUUAACAAAUCUAUUGAAGUAAAUACAUUCAAAAGAACUGAAACUCAUGAAAAAAGCCCUAUUAAAUAUGCUUCGCCUCAUAACUUUAAGAAAUACUCUGAUGGUAAUUUCAUGAAUUAAGUCAGAAAUUCACUUCAGGUGUAAAAUUUAUAAGGGUUAGCUAUCUAUGAUUAAAAGAGAUGCUCUAUGGAUUAAUUUGGGUUGCAAAGCGAGUAGUCAUUGGUUUCUUAGAGUUUGAAUUUUAAAUUAGACUGCAAUUUCCAUUCAUUUAACAAAUUUCGCUCUAGUCUUUCACCAAAAAAUAAUAAUUUAAGUGUAAAUAAUUCUCAACUUAGCUAAUUAAAUAAUCAAAGUUUACUGGCUAAUAAGCAACAGACAAAAUUUGUAUCUUAAAAUGGUGACAAAUAAGCAGCCUUCUAUGAUUAUAAUUUCAUUCCUCAUUAGUAAAUUAACCUCCUUGAAGGAAUAGAUAAUCUCAAUUCUCACAGAAAUAAAUAAUAACAAUAAGAACUAUCAGCCUCUGUUUCAAACAGCAAAUAGCUGAUUUCAUAGUCAAAAUAAACUAAGCACUUUAGUAUUUAGAAUGAAUAUUAAUAGUAAAAUGGCUAGGAAAUGCUAGGUAGUUAAAGAGACUUGCAAUUUUAAUCUCUUUUAGAAUCAAAUCAAUUUUAGCAAUCAACAAACUACAGAAAUUCGUAGAUAAACAGCGAGUCAUAAUUUCAAUAGCCUGAAAGCUUGUUCCAAAGUAUACUUACUUAGAAGGAAAGUAUUUCUCAUCAAACUAGUGUAAAUAGUAUCUAAAAAGGAAAUGAAUUUACAAGUAAUUCAUAACUAAACUUAAAAUAUAAUUAAUAAUAAAAUCAAAGUAAAGAAUAGAAUGAAAAUGCUUACAGAGGAUACAGCCCUUAAUUCAAAAAUUCAUCAAAUAAGGUUAAUAAAUACUUCAUUUCUCCAGAUUAAAGAAGUAAUCAACCUAAAAAAACAAAUUCUAGCAUAAGCAAAGAUCAUAAUUAUGAAUAAAAAGCCCAUAACAAUAGCGUUUCAAAUUCUACAAAUUAGUAAAAUAUUAUCAGUCAUAAUCAACCAAAUUCCCUUUACACUUAGAAUUUCUACUCUAUUAAUUCACAAUAACAACAUCACCAUAAUCAUUUAAGCACCCAUUAAUACACCAGUAAAUCAGUUGCCGGAAAAGCAAGCAAUAACUAUGGAAGUGGAAAUAUUAAUAAUUAAACAAAUUAUUCAAAACAGUAAACAACUACUCAAGGGUUAUAAUAAACGAAGAAUGGUGCAUAGAAAUAGAAUGAUGAUCCUUCCAAUUUUCUAGUUUCUUCUAAGAAUGGAAGCAUUAAUAGUCCUAACUAAAACGAACAAGGUUUAAAUAUUUUUACAAAUAGUCAAUCACAGCAUACUUAUACAAAGUCCAAGAUAAACGAGUAACAAAAUAGGCUUUAAACUUCUAAGUAAGCUAGUCUUGUUUCUUAUAAAUAAUUAAGUAAUAAUGCUAGCAACAAUGAUAGUACUUAUCUCAAGAGUGUAACAGGUUAUAAUAAUUCCAUCUAAGGAAGUUUUGUAAAAGAUUUAUACAAUAUGAAUGAAGCUUACCAAAAAACAGAAACAAAUAAUGUAGAUAAAAAUGAAUAUUAAUUUCAAGAAAAAGAAACUCAAUAAUUAAUUCCAAAUUUAAGCCAAUUUAGAACAUCUCUAGACUCCUAAAUAAAUAUCUAUUCUUCUAUCAUUUCUAACUCAAGUAACAAUGAAAUAAGGCUAUCAUUACAAAAAUCUCCUAUUUAAACUAAACCAAGAAGAACUUCAAAUGGGCAAACUUCAAUUUAACUAGAGCUAACAGAUUUAGAUUCAAAUCAUAUAAAAAAGACUAGCAAACUACAAGACAAUAGAGUCUUGCAAUAAAAAAAUGAAAUUUUAUCAUCAAAUGAUAUUUCAUCUUCUUAGAUUAAAAAUAAUCUAUAAAUGUCCCAAUCAACAAGAGAAACUACUAAUCCUUCUUCUAGCUUCUAAUUAAAUCUCCAUAGAGGCACAGCCACAAACAAUACAGAUUUUAGUAGCAAGAAUUAGCUUUCUCAAUUCAAAAAUUUGAUAUUAAAUUAAAAUGUAAAUAAUGAUUAAAAGGAGUAAUAAAAUCUGAAUCAAAAAGGGAAUCUUUAUAGCAACUGCAAAAGUACUUCUUCAAAUAUUAAUACUUAAGAUAAAAAAAAGGUCUUAAAUAAUGGACUCACUACUAGCUAAGAUCAUUUUUCUCUAAAAAAAAUUACAUAAAGUAUUACAAGUGCUUCACCAAAGUUAAAUUUAGUCAUAAGUCCAAGACAUAUAUCAUCUUAAUCAGUAAAAGAAAAUUAAAUUUAGAAUGAUUCAAAAACUAAUUAAUUAACUAAUCAACAAACAAAUUCUGUUUCAACAUCAAAUAAUUCCAACUCUUAGAACGCUUAAAAUUAAGGUUUAAAACAAACAGUAGUAAAUUCUAACAAUUCUAAUAAUCUAGAAAUCCUACAAUCAAGAAAGUCCCAUGAUCUAUGGAUGAUGAAUUACAUUAUAUAAAGCUCUAAAAGGAAAAAUUCAUAUGAUAUCACGAAGACAGGCGGAUAAACCAUAAACAAUCUUGCCAGUUAAAGUAAAGGAAUUUAAAACUAAAAUAAUAACAAUGGUAUAAAUGACAAACAGUAGAAUAAAACAUAUACAAAUAAUAAAAUAGAAUAAAACAGUAACAAGAAUAACGAAAUUAAUUAAAAUACUUCUUCAAAAGUAGACUACUUAAAAAAGAAUACUUAUCUCAAUACUAAGACAAAUGAAAAGGGUCUUUAAAUAAACACUUAAGCAAGAGCAGUCUCCCCUUCGGCAAACUUAGUCUCAUAAACUUCUAAAUACUAAAAAAGUACAACAUUAAAAGAGGAUUUUAAGUCACCAUAAUAAUCAAUUAGGAAAAAAAUGAUUAUGUGA
Tetrahymena thermophila SB210 is the source of this 3795-nucleotide messenger RNA. RefSeq lists its product as hypothetical. The record is from RefSeq and is a predicted model, not a curated record. The transcript is spliced from 7 exons. Lineage: Eukaryota; Ciliophora; Oligohymenophorea; Hymenostomatida; Tetrahymenidae.